AUGCUCUCUGUCCCAGCGUCGCUGCGCACGCGACGGCCAACCAACCGAAGCCUUGGGGGCGUGCUAGUCCUGCAGGCGCAGCCGAAGCGGUUGCUUAGACGAGGAGUUGGCGCCAUGUUAGGCCGGCAGGUGGAGGCGGUGCUGCUGCUCUGGCUGAGCUGCUGUGUCUUGGCUGUGUGGAGAUCACCCAAGACAUUGCUAUACUGUAAAACGCCUGGUAAUCACAAGAUAAGCCCAAUCAACAUCAACGACAUUAUUACCAUAUGGGUAUAUGAUCCAGAAAAUGCCAGCCCUGAGGAGCUGCAGUGGACUGCAAAGGAACCAUCAGUGAAUUCCAUGGUACUAACCAAGCAGAUGAACACCCUGGGACAGUAUCCUGCCAUAUACACACUUGAGAAGGGGCUGAAGUACGACCCAGGUCCCUUAACUCCAGACGGAACCUGGAUCAUUCAUCUACCAAUGACCUCAGAUGAUAUAAUCAAACAGAUAAGAGGUAACAAAGUGUCGUUCCAGGACUGCUUCAUUGCAUCCCUCCAGUUCCUGCUGACAUUUCCCAUGAGCGUCAUUUCUGAUCCUCCUGAGUACGAGCCGCUCACCCUGCCAGCCGGAAGCCCGCUGCUGGUCAGCUGGCACACCUGCAUCCCCACAUACGUCCUCUUGGCCACCGAACAUGAGACCUUCCAGACGAACAAUUCCUUUCAAACCUGGACGAAAGUAAGAGCCCCUCCAGGUGUCCUGACUGAAGCUCAAAGGCACAGUCUGAGGGAUGUGAUCCUAUUGGACCAAAGAAUUCUGUUUCUCGUAGAAGGUACCAUUUACCUAAAAACAAAGGAUACAUUUAUAAUAAUAGACGAAAACAAUGGUAUUGCUGGAACUGGAAUCCUUGGCUUUUCAAGAAGAAGAUGGUGUCAGAUUAGGUAUUUAUACAAGCUUGCAUCAAAAAAAAGCUUAUUGUUUGCUUGGUCAAAAGAUGUAGUUUACGCUGGAUAUACUAAUCUUAGAUUUCUGGUAUUCACGACUAUUUCAAAGCUAAAAGAUGUUCUAAAGCUUCCCCCCGGUGACACCCUGGAAAUAAUGACUGUUGAGUACUUGUGGCACCCGCGGGAGGUCGCUUUUAUGCUGUCCCACUGCACAGACUGCUCGACUAUCAAGGACGUUCGCAUAGUGCUGUUUAAUUCAAUGUAUUCUAAAUACGUGCUCCAGGACUUUGACAUACAAGUGGCCAAGGAGACCAAGUUAGACUGUCGCUUUCUUUUAUCAGCCAUGCCGGAUAUGAUCCUGUGGGAUGGAUACAGCACUUACUAUAGCCACAAUAAUUUCACCGAAGUUGGAAUUAUUGAGACAGACUCAGGAAACACCAAUUUGUCAUUGAUAUCAGAGGGCAGCAAAGUCCACAACGUCGUUGCAGAUACUACUGGAAAUAUUUUGGUAAAAAUGGAAAAUAAUGAUUUGUUCUACAUCAAGGAUGGCAUUGCAGAAAUAGUUCCGCUAUCGAGGUGGGUAAACACGACAGCAGAGACGGCACUUGUGCUUGACAAAUCUUUUCAAGUAAAUAUAUUACACUAUAAUCAAAAUCUCGACGAGAAGUACCAGUUACGUCUACAGUCAUAUCCGUUGGUUCUGGAGCUACAAAGUAAAAAUAAAGGUUUGGAAGACAUGUGCCCAUAUCUGACAUUUCAACACGACGUUCACAGUCAGUUUUACCAUUUAGACAAAGGAGAUAGCCUGACAGUUUGGACUCAAAUAGUCUACCCAGAAAAUCGGGGUCUCAAUACUCUCGUGGAUUACUAUGGAUCAAAUAUAUUAACCUGGACUCAAAACACUGAGUACGAGAUUGCAUCAGGAUUCUGUACUAAAAGUACGAUAACAAGGUUUUUUCAGACAACCAAUUAUGAAUCAGUAAGGAAUUACUAUGAUUUAGAAAAAAACAACACAGGUCUCACACUUAUAAAGAUACGACCUAGUGAAUAUACAAGAACAUGUCCAACAGUCAUACCGGUGUUCGAAAUUAGUGUUGGCUGCGACCCCACUAAAUACAUUCAAGUACAAGGAUUUAAUAAUACCAGAUGUCAUCGUCGUGACUUUUCUUAUGUGAUUGACAAGGAACUUCUGAGGGAUAGCCCACGUGAAAAUUUGAAAGUAAGGUAUGAAGUAGCAAAAUAUGGCUGCCCACGAACAGUUGAUAUGGAAGAAAUGUUUCACCCUGUAGUAGAAUUGUAUGAUGAAAAUGGAUUUAUUAAAAUAGUGGAUGCAAAUUUUAUCUUGUGGGAAGUCCACGGCAGGAAUGACUACAUCUAUAAUUCUACUAUGCAGCAGAAUGGUUGUAUAAAUGAAGCACAGACAUGGGACAUUAUGAUAGAGGAAAACCCAGGCGUCCCAAUGGAAGACAUCUGGGGGCCUCAGAACUAUAGGCCUUGUUUUUCUUAUGCUAUUGGGAAGCCAGGAGACCUAAGUCAACCAUACGAGAUUAUAAACUAUUCUAAUAAAAACGCCUUAAAAUGGUCCUCAUCAUAUGCCGCAAUGUAUGUGUAUCGCUUGAAGAUCUUGGAUCCAAACUAUAGCUUCUGUAACCUAACAACGUAUUUUGCGAUUGAGAGCUUAGGACAGAUUCCCAGAUCAAGUAUCUACCUGGUAGCUGCCUUGGUAUUUGUCCUGAUGCUCACAUUCAUCAGUGUUCUAGUUCUGAGCUACUUCUGGUACUCGAAGAUUUAUAGGCAGUUUAUUAUUGAACCACUUCACAAGCCUCCUGGAAAACAGAAGAAGAAUUAGGAAACCUGAGAGUCGACUCUGGAUACAUAUAUGUAGAUAGAUAGUAGUAUGCAUAUAUGUAAUUAUAUUAAGAAUUUACAUUUGCCUAAUAAGCUCAUGCUAUUAUUUUAUUCAAUAUCUGAAAAAAUAUAGUUAAAUUACUUCUACUAAUAGCAUACAUCACAUUACUGUUAUUCCAUUUUAAUGAUACCAUAGAUACUGUCACAUUGCAUU
This is a messenger RNA of Rattus rattus (black rat), 2982 nucleotides long. It is a transcript of the gene Catspere, whose product is annotated as catsper channel auxiliary subunit epsilon. Bases 1 to 2769 code for a protein of 922 amino acids. Gene Ontology annotation, cellular component: sperm principal piece; CatSper complex. The record is from RefSeq and is a predicted model, not a curated record. The transcript has 18 exons. Gene Ontology annotation, biological process: sperm capacitation; flagellated sperm motility. NCBI's taxonomy places the organism in Eukaryota, Metazoa, Chordata, Mammalia, Rodentia, Muridae.